Messenger RNA from Syngnathoides biaculeatus (alligator pipefish), 4380 nucleotides. RefSeq names its product PRP6 pre-mRNA processing factor 6 homolog (S. cerevisiae) (gene prpf6). Gene Ontology annotation, cellular component: U4/U6 x U5 tri-snRNP complex; catalytic step 2 spliceosome. Gene Ontology annotation, molecular function: protein binding. NCBI's taxonomy places the organism in Eukaryota, Metazoa, Chordata, Actinopteri, Syngnathiformes, Syngnathidae. Gene Ontology annotation, biological process: spliceosomal tri-snRNP complex assembly; mRNA splicing, via spliceosome. The transcript is spliced from 26 exons. The record is from RefSeq and is a predicted model, not a curated record. The coding region runs from base 84 to 2993 and encodes 969 amino acids.
CUGUUCAAAAUCAACGAUUUGGACAUUUUGAUGGACGGAAGUGCUAGUGUUAUUUUCCGGCUCGUUGGUGUGUCGUCGUAAAUAUGUCUGCAACUGUGGCUAAGCCGCCGGUCAAAAAUGUCCCUAAAACAAAUGCAGCAAGCACGGGUGCGGCGGGCACGACUGGUGCUCCACCAGUUAUUCCUCUCGCCUCACCGCUGAUGGGGAAAAAGAAGAAACCUUUCCUGGGGAUGCCCGCACCGCUAGGUUAUGUCCCCGGUUUGGGUAGAGGGGCCACUGGUUUCACAACCCGAUCUGAUAUUGGUCCUGCUCGUGAUGCAAAUGAUCCAGUAGAUGAUCGACAUGCACCCCCUGGGAAGAGGACGGUUGGGGACCAAAUGAAAAAGAACCAGGAUGAUGACGAUGAAGAUCUGAAUGACACCAAUUAUGAUGAGUUUAAUGGAUAUGCAGGGAGUUUGUUCUCCAGCGGACCUUACGAGAAGGACGAUGAAGAAGCAGAUGCUAUAUAUGCAGCGUUGGAUAAAAGGAUGGAUGAAAGACGCAAAGAGAGAAGGGAGUUGAGAGAAAAGGAAGAGAUUGAGAAAUACCGUAUGGAGCGGCCCAAAAUUCAGCAACAGUUUUCAGAUCUGAAGAGGAAAUUGGCUGAGGUCUCAGAAGAGGAGUGGCUUAGCAUUCCUGAGGUGGGAGAUGCCAGGAACAAGCGCCAGAGGAACCCACGCUAUGAGAAACUCACUCCUGUCCCAGAUAGCUUUUUCUCCAAACACCUUCAAACUGGAGAGAACCACACCAGUGUGGACCCUCUGCAAGGGCUUGGUGGUCUUAAUACACCAUACCCAGGAAGUAUGACACCAGGCCUUAUGACGCCUGGGACGGGAGACCUGGACAUGAGAAAAAUUGGUCAGGCCAGGAACACACUCAUGGAUAUGAGACUCAGUCAGGUGUCUGAUUCGGUCAGCGGUCAGACAGUGGUCGAUCCUAAAGGGUACCUUACAGACCUCAACUCUAUGAUCCCCACGCACGGAGGAGACAUCAGUGACAUUAAAAAGGCUCGUCUGCUGCUGAAAUCAGUGAGGGAGACCAACCCUCAUCACCCACCUGCCUGGAUUGCCUCAGCCAGGUUGGAAGAAGUGACGGGGAAACUCCAAGUGGCUCGGAACCUCAUCAUGAAAGGCACAGAGAUGUGUCCCAAGAGCGAGGAUGUAUGGCUAGAGGCAGCCAGGCUCCAGCCCGGUGACACGGCCAAAGCUGUUGUAGCUCAAGCAGUCCGGCACAUGCCGCAGUCGGUCCGAAUCUACAUCAGAGCUGCAGAGCUGGAAACGGAUGUCAGAGCGAAGAAAAGAGUCCUCAGGAAGGCCCUGGAGAACGUGUCCAAGUCAGUACGAUUGUGGAAGACAGCUGUCGAGUUGGAGGAGCCAGAGGAUGCCAGAAUCAUGUUGAGCAGAGCAGUGGAGUGUUGCCCUACAAGUGUGGAGCUGUGGCUGGCUUUGGCUCGACUAGAGACUUAUGAGAACGCCCGACGUGUCCUGAACAAAGCUCGUGAGAACAUCCCCACUGAUCGCCACAUCUGGAUCACUGCCGCAAAGUUGGAGGAAGCCAAUGGCAAUACACAGAUGGUGGAUAAGAUCAUUGAGAGAGCCAUCACCUCACUGCGUGCCAACGGGGUAGAGAUCAACAGGGAGCAGUGGAUACAGGAUGCUGAGGAGUGUGACAAAGCUGGCAGCGUUGCCACCUGCCAGGCUAUCAUCAGAGCAGUCAUCGGGAUUGGCAUUGAUGAGGAGGACCGCAAGCACACCUGGAUGGAGGACUCAGAUAGUUGCGUGGCCCACGGAGCAUUGGAAUGUGCCAGGGCCAUUUAUGCUCAUGCUCUGCAGGUGUUUCCCAGUAAGAAAAGUGUAUGGCUUCGAGCUGCCUACUUUGAAAAGAACAAUGGAACCAGGGAGUCUCUGGAGACUCUGCUGCAGAAAGCUGUGGCUCACUGUCCAAAGGCAGAGGUACUUUGGCUUAUGGGAGCCAAAUCCAAAUGGCUUGCUGAGGACGUGCCUGCUGCCAGAAGUAUCCUUGCUCUGGCCUUCCAGGCCAACCCCAACAGUGAGGAGAUCUGGCUGGCUGCAGUCAAGCUAGAGUCUGAGAAUAACGAGUAUGAGCGAGCCCGUCGGCUGUUAGCCAAAGCUCGGAGCAGCGCCCCCACGGCCAGAGUUUUCAUGAAGUCAGUCAAAUUGGAGUGGGUGUUGGGGAACAUUGAAGCUGCUCAGGAGUUGUGCACAGAGGCCCUGAAGCACUAUGAGGACUUUCCGAAACUCUGGAUGAUGAGAGGCCAGAUUGAGGAGCAAUGUGACAACAUGGAUAAAGCCAGGGAGGCUUACAACCAAGGGUUGAAAAAGUGUCCCCAAUCUGUCGCCUUGUGGCUGCUGACGUCACGUCUGGAAGAGCGAGUGGGACAGCUGACCAGAGCCAGAGCCAUCCUAGAGAAGGCGCGACUCAAGAAUCCCCAAAGUCCAGAGUUGUGGUUGGAAUCAGUGAGAUUGGAAUUUAGGUCUGGACUGAAGAACAUUGCAAACACGUUAAUGGCUAAAGCUCUUCAGGAAUGUCCUAAUUCAGGGAUCCUGUGGGCCGAGGCAGUGUUUUUGGAGGCCAGGCCACAGAGGAAGACGAAGAGUGUGGAUGCUCUGAAGAAGUGUGAACACGAUCCGCAUGUGUUGCUUGCUGUGGCCAAGUUGUUCUGGAGUGAGCGGAAGAUCACCAAAGCCAGAGAGUGGUUCCUCCGCACAGUAAAGAUAGAGCCUGAUCUGGGAGAUGCCUGGGCUCUCUUCUACAAGUUUGAACUGCAGCACGGAACUGAAGAGCAGCAGGCAGAGGUGCGUAAGCGCUGUGAGAAUGCCGAACCACGUCAUGGCGAGCUGUGGUGUGCCGAGUCGAAACAUGUCCUGAACUGGCAGAAGAAGACAGCGGAGAUUCUUGCACAAGUCGCAAGCAAGAUCAAAAACACGUUCUGAGGCUGAGAAGUUGAACUCGUGCCGUACCAUGACAAGUCGCGGAAGAAAGAGGAACCCCUAUGGACUCAUGCAGCGUAGCUUUGUUGUUUGUAUUUGUCCAUUUGCAGCACACACAAUGUGAAAUGAUUAAUUGAUAUUGUGAUAAACUAAAAUUGGGCUUUCAUAAAAAAAAAAAAAAAAAAAGUUAAACGUUAGUUUUUCUGACUGUGACUGCUUAAUGACUUGAUCCAUAUCUGCAGCUACCUCAGGGAUAGGAUUGCAGUUAUUCCUGAUUGUACUUGGUGUUUUUUUUAUGAAUGCAACAUAGUGAGUCUUUGUUGCAUGUAAUGUACAGUAACUUUACCUUUCUCUAGUAGUGAAGAAUCCAUCACACCCACACUACUUGUGUGUGUAAUGUAGAACAACACAGUAAAAUUAAAUGGGAGGGAAGGGACACACCAGUGUCACAGAGAAGUCUAUCUAUUGGUCUCACUAAAUUGGGUAGAACCCAAGAGUUAGGAUAUUUUUCCUUAUUUUUUAUAUAAUCCAUUGUCAUGUGGUCUUUUAGUAAUUUGCCUCAAAAUACUUCACAGACACCAAUAAAGAAAUGUUGCACCACAUCUUCUCACUGCUUUUUCAGUUAAAGCUACGACAACGUUGUAGGCAUGAGCACCAGAUUUGUGUGUCGUGAUGUGUGAAGGAAAACCAUGAGGACUUUGAUUGAUUGCAUAGUCUUCGUUGACUCGGCAUGACCAGGUUGAGCCUUGCAAACUGCUGGACGAGGUUUGGAGAGAGUAUACCUAUACUGGAUCUUCAGUGAAUCCCACAGUUUUAGGUGCUGACUCGAUGGCUUUGCCUGCUUUGAGGAUCCAGCGAUACAAGACAUAAAUGUGUCAAACACUAAAGCUCCUCCAGAGUGUCCUGGUGCUCCUGUUGGCUACCGCUCGUGGAAACCGUACAUGUAACUAUCAAGAAAUACUGAGCUCUUACACUGAGGUCAUCUUUGUGGAGCUACAGAAUCUGAAUUUGACAGAUUCCAGUGAUACAUCCAAAGGGAGAGACCCCUGUCCUGGAAAGCAAGCUCAUCGUAUUCUGCGCUCCAUCUUUGUAAUGACUCGGCAGACCCGCUGUCAGAGAGAUAGCAAGCAUCCCUCUGACCUGGAUUGGCCCCUUGAGAACAUGGAGCAACUCGUUGUUCUUAACUGCAGUCCAGGUUACUUGGGCAAAGCAGUUUCUUGUUCAUAUGUCAAGAAAAUUCAAGGGAAGAAGAAAAAUAGGAGUAGAUCAAUUAAAUCUAUCAAAGCACUGAUUACUUGUUGGCAGAAACUCCGGAAUGUCUAUAUGCACAGCAUAUAAAGACAACAAUUCUGCAGGAUCACUGACAUGUGAUUGUCCCCUAUUCCCCCCC